CAGGCGGGGGAGGGGUUUUUUCUCGACCCCCCACGCCGUCGCCUCCUCAGGUGAGUCUACCUUUCGCAAGUGCCUUUUGCCCUUUCCCCACCUCCCCCCCCCCCUGUUGUUGCUUGCCCAAAUGUCGCACCUGUCCUCCUUCUUCCGGACGGUGCAUAUCCACUCGCCGGGCCUGAUCGGCCGUUCGGCCGCCCGGCGCUUCCACAGCCCCACCAGCGCUCCGAGCCAGCACUCGCCGCAGGGCAACGCCUGGGGCAGCGUUUUCGGCGGGCAGUCGGUCCACCCGUCGCCGCCGAAUCCGGGCGCUGCGCGGCCCAUGGGCGGCGCUCCGCCCCGGUACCAGCCGCCGCCGCCGCACCUGCGCCAGAUGGGCCGGCCGCCUGGCGGCCCGUCGGCCGGUGCGCCGUCCGGCUCUCGGCCGAGCCACGGCCGGCCAGGCGGUGGCAGUGGCGGCGGCGCGGGUCGGCCCGGCUGGCCUGGCCAUUCCGGCCGCCAUGGCCAGCCCACCCCGCCGGCUCAGCCCUCCGGCAGCAAGUUCCUCUAUCUGGGCCUGGCGGCGGCCCUGGCACUGGUCAUGUCGCUAGAUCGGGUCACGGAGACCGGCCGCGUGCGGGUGAACUUCAUUUCCCCGAACACCAUGAAGAUGAUCGAGACCCGCGUGCGCGGCGCCGCCCUCAAGGACAUCAAGGGCGCCCAGCUGCCGCCCAACCAUCCGUUUGUCCAGCAGGUCGCCCAGGUGUCCAAAGCCCUGCUGGUGGCCGCCCAGCAGGACCCGGGCCAGUGGAAUAUUGUGGUCCUGGACAAGGACGUGGCCAAUGCCUUUGUGACUCCCUUCCGCGAUAUUGUCAUCUUCUCCGGUCUUCAGGAGAUCACCCAGGACGAGAAUGGCCUGGCCACGGUCAUCGGCCAUGAGAUCUCCCACUACAUGCUGGACCACCAUGCCGAGAGCAUCUCCAUGCAGAUCCUGAGCAACAUCGCGCGCCUGGCCCUGGCUGCCUUCGAUGGUGGCGCGCUGUCGGGCACUCGCUUCUUCGAUGUUCUCUUCAACCUGCCCUUCUCGCGCAGCUGCGAGCGCGAGGCUGACCAUCUUGGUGUUCUCCUCAUGGCUCGGGCCUGCUACGAUCCGUCGGAAGCGUCGUCGGUAUGGGCGCGCAUGCGCUCGCACGAGGGGCGCCUGUCGAACUCGCCGGUCGCGGCGCGGCUUGGCUCGCUCCUCAACUCCCACCCGAGUAGCAUCGAGCGCGAGGCCAACAUCAAUUCCCACCUGCCGGAGGCCCGCUUCCACCGGAAGCUGGCUCGGUGUGAUGUGUCGCAGCAAACGCGCGACGGCUUCAGCCGGUUUGCCUCCUCCUUCUUCUCGGAUCGCCCCUCGAUGUUUGACUCGUCCAUGGAGGCCGAGGAGCUGCGCGAUGUCUCCGGCCACAUUCCGCCUCUUUUUGGCCAGCGCCUGAAGGAGCCCAAGGACAUCUACAUCGAGUAGGGCAACAAGGGGACCGGCUGCCUUUCGAGGGAUAUCGUGCUCUCCUGCCCUCUUUUUCCCCCCCCCCCCCCCCCCCCCCCC
Molecule: messenger RNA, 1561 nt
Organism: Fonticula alba
Lineage: Eukaryota; Rotosphaerida; Fonticulaceae
Exons: 4
Coding region: 122-1480 (452 amino acids)
Biological process (GO): mitochondrial protein processing; protein quality control for misfolded or incompletely synthesized proteins
Cellular component (GO): mitochondrial inner membrane
Molecular function (GO): metalloendopeptidase activity
Source: RefSeq, a predicted model, not a curated record